GUGCGACGUCUGUCGUGGAGUACUGAGGUGUUCUGCCCCCAAUCCAUCGAUCGUAAUCAUGCUCCUCGUUCUGCUCCUUCUUCAAAUUAUCGCUGCGCUCGGCGAUGUCGAUAACUGUGAACCGAAGUCCCUGGCCAAGGACCUGAUCGAAAUGGUUCCCCAACGCGAAAACACCACACUGUCCAAGUGUGAGGAACAGCUGCUGGAACUGCGAAGAGCUUGGCAGGAUCACCAGUCCUGGGCACUGAAAGCUAUUGACGCCUCCGGCGAGGGCUACGCCAACUUUAUGAUGGGCCAGAGAGCCUGGCUGGGCAACAGAUUCACAUGCCGCGCCGUCAAUGAACCGAUGCUCCAGGAUAUGACCAUCAAAAAUCAGCGUCUGCUGCGCGAGAUGUCGCCCAUUCAAUUCCACUAUUUGGUCGCCUACAUUGAAUCCAAUUCGCCGUGGCAGCUGGAGGUGACCAUCAAAGCGAAUCCCCUGCUGCACAUUGGCCUCUGUCUGCCUGCGAGCUGUGACGUGCCGGAGGUGGAGCAACUCAUCCGAAAAUCGAUGGCCAAGGAAGAGUCAUUUCAUUGCUGGGAUAUGGAUGCCAAGUUGGCUUAUGCCAAGAAGCCGGAGCUUAAAACCAAUUUCUUUGAUAGUGGAGCUGUGCAAAUUUUUUUUGUAGUGUUAGGUGUGACCCUACUAUUGACCCUCGCGGCCACCAGUGGUCUGGGCAAAUACUCACGCAUCCUGGCCUGCUUUGAUUUCGCCGACAACUGGCGACUGGCCUGGAAGCCGGUGAAUCCCAGCCAGGAGAACAGACCCGUCAACGGACUGAGGGUGCUCACCGCCUUCUCAUUGAUUGGCGUCCAUGUGAUCUGGUACAAGUACUUCUCCGUGGAUCCCUCGGUCGAGAUGCUCGGCAAGUUGUCGUCCAUGACCAUGCGGCAUACCUACUGGCCCACCAUGGUGGAGAUCUUUUUUGUGGUCAGUGGCUACUUGACGGUUUUGAAUUUCAUCAGGGAUGAACAACUGCAAAAGGAUAUCGCCAGCGAUGGAAUCCUGGGUAACAUGCGUCGCUACCUCAGAGAGUUCAUCCAUCGAUACUGCCGGCUGGCUCCGCUGCAAUUCGUGAUCGUUCUGAUGGGCGUGGUGGUUAUAGAGUAUCAGCGUCAAGUGUCCGUCAUGCAAAUAACCGAUCCGCAGGACGAGCUGUGCCGACUCAAUGCCGUACGCAACGUUUUCUUCAUCCAGAAUUUGUUUCCCAUUCAGUUUAUGUGCGGAUCGUGGACCUGGUCGCUGGGCUGCGACAUGCAGCUCCACAUGACGGCGAUGCUGCUGCUCUUCAUGCACACCAAGCACCCAAACAUGGUCAAGUGGAUAGUCCGCCUGCUGGUAGUGAUCAGCGCUUUGUUUUCGAUUGUCUUCAUGGAGGUCAACGAGGUAGGCGCCAAUUUCGAGGAGAUGUAUCACACCAACGAGUGGUCGUACAUGAGUCCGUUGAUCCGCAUGCUCGCCUACAUAAUAGGUGGCUCCUAUGCCUUCUUCCAAGUCAAGGGUACGGGCACUCCCUUUGAUUUGGUAAUGCCUAAUUGGUGGAUCAGACUGGGGGCCAUUGCGUGCAUUGGCUGGCUGGCAAGGCAAGUGACCAUGGAUCAACUGCCGGCCAUCAGUAUCAUUCUCAGCUUCAUGGUCGUUCUGCGGAUUCUGGUGAGCACGGCGGCCAGCCACCUCAUCAUUUGCGGCACCAAGCCGGACAACAGCGACUCAUAUGCUCCUACCCGCUGGCUGCUGGCGCUCCUGCAGUCGGAGCAAGUGCAGCGGAUCAGCAAGUUCACCUACGCCAUCUACCUAUUGAAUCCGAUUGUAAUCAUGUACGUCUACCACUCCUUUAGCAAUGAAGUGUAUCCGGACAACACCAUGAUGAUAAUGCUGGCUAUCUCCUGUUCAGUGGUCUGUUACCUUUGGGCCAUAGUAAUGACGGUGCUCUUCGAGAUUCCUUUCAAUCGGCUGACCAGUGUGAUGAUUAAUUCUAGAUCCUCUCCAGCAAAAAAGAAAAGCCAGUAAAUCAUCCCCGAAACCGACGAAUAUUUUGUUUGAAAAUAGCAAUCGAGAAACCUUCGCAAUAAAUUGCACUUCGAUAGCCAAAAUCGAUAGGCGAUAGCGGUAAUUGAUCAAUUCGCCGGCAAUUGGUGUACUUUAAAGGAAUAUUUCGUUUAUUUAUCGAAUACAUUGAAAUGCAUACACGAGUUGGUUUCCUCAAAUUUUUUGUUUGUUUUUUGUAUUUUUUUUUAAUCUUUAUAUUACUUUGUAUUUGUUUAAAUAAAUAAGAUACAUACGUUUAAUC
Messenger RNA from Drosophila melanogaster (fruit fly), 2330 nucleotides. RefSeq lists its product as uncharacterized. The transcript has 4 exons. Bases 59 to 2050 code for a protein of 663 amino acids. The record is from RefSeq and is marked reviewed. Gene Ontology annotation, molecular function: acyltransferase activity, transferring groups other than amino-acyl groups. NCBI's taxonomy places the organism in Eukaryota, Metazoa, Arthropoda, Insecta, Diptera, Drosophilidae.